AUGGCCAUACUCCACCGCAUAUUCUCGCGGCGAACUCUAGCCUACGUGACGGGCGGAACGGCGGCAGUGCUAGGAGGUGGAUACUGGUAUUUGAACUCUGGGCCAGCUUACCCAGUGCCGACGAAGACGACACGCCGACCGCCACCGCCAUGGUCCCCACCAUCAAGGGCGGAGAUGCUCAAGGAGCUCAAGGCAUCGGGCAAAGUGACGACUUUCAAGUCCGGAAGCCCGCCGAGCGAAGACCAAGAAUUUGACCUGCUGAUCGUCGGAGGAGGUGCUACGGGCGCGGGGUGUGCGGUCGAUGCGGCGAGUCGGGGUUUGAGAGUAGCGUUGGUUGAGCGGGAUGACUUUGGUGCCGGCACGUCGUCGAAAUCCACCAAGCUCGUCCAUGGAGGCGUUCGAUACCUCCAGAAGGCCGUGUUCGAGCUCGAUUAUGAGCAGUACAAGCUCGUCAAUGAGGCGUUGCACGAACGGCGGAUAUUCCUUCAGACGGCGCCGUAUCUCUCCAACAUGCUGCCCAUCAUGCUUCCGAUUUACAAGUAUUGGCAAGUUCCUUACUACUGGGCGGGAUGCAAGAUGUACGACAUUCUGGCUGGAAAGGAGAACAUGGAGACAUCGUAUCUGAUGACGAAAGGCAAGGCAUUGGAGACCUUCCCUAUGCUCAAGAGUAACGGGCUUGUGGGUGCCCUGGUGUACUACGACGGACAGCACAACGAUUCGCGAAUGAACAUCGCGCUGGUCAUGACUGCCGUCAAGCUAGGAGCCGUUGUCACCAACUACUGCGAAGUGACGCAACUGCACAAGGAUGGGCAAGGAAAGCUGAACGGUGCACGAGUCAAGGACAACCUUACGGGCGAGGAGUGGAACGUUCGCGCAAAGGGGAUUAUCAACGCAACUGGCCCAUUUACCGACUCCCUACUCACGUUGGACAAUCCCGCGCACCAACCGAUCGUCCAACCGUCGUCUGGUAUCCACAUCACCCUCCCGAACUACUACUCUCCUCGCAAAAUGGGACUCCUUGACCCCGCGACGUCCGACGGACGGGUUAUUUUCUUCCUGCCCUGGCAAGGCAAUACCAUCGCUGGAACCACCGACACGCCUGCGAGGGUCACCCGUGACCCACAAGCCUCCGAAGACGACAUCCGGUGGGUGCUCGAGGAGGUGCGGAGCUACCUCUCUCCUGACAUCAAGGUGCGCCGUGGCGAUGUGCUGAGUGCAUGGAGUGGACUGCGUCCUCUGGUGCGGAAUCCUGGGGCAGAGAAGACGGAGGGCCUCGUUCGCAACCACAUGAUCCAUGUCAGCGAGAGUGGCCUCUUGACGAUCGCUGGCGGCAAGUGGACAACAUACAGGGCGAUGGCGGAGGAGACAAUUGACCAGGCCGUGAAGACCUUCGGUUUGGACGGCAGGGUCAAGUCGGGAUGCGUGACGGAUACUGUGAGGCUCGUGGGCAGCGAUGCCUGGAGCCGGAAUAUGUUCAUUGGUCUGAUCCAAACGUACGGGCUUGAGACUGAGGUCGCCAAGCAUCUCUCGGACAACUAUGGUGAUCGUGCAUGGACAGUCUGUUCGCUUGCAGAACCUACUGGCGAGCGAUGGCCUCUCCAUGGAAGACGACUGAUCUCAUCAUACCCUUUCAUCGAUGCAGAAGUGCGCUAUGCGGUUCGACAUGAAUAUGCUCUCACAGCCAUCGAUGUCCUCGCUCGGCGCACACGACUCUCCUUCCUCAAUGCUACAGCAGCAUUCGAAGCUCUUCCUACCGUGGUCGACAUCAUGGCCGACGAACUCGGCUGGUCAUACCGCGAACGCAGGAGGCAGAUCAAGGCAGCGGUCAAGUUCCUCGGCACGAUGGGUCUACCGGCUACACUCAUGGUGGAGGACAACCAUCCCGAACCGAUUCCCAAAGGCUGGAUGGAGAGGGUCGAGAGGGGCGUCUGGCGUGCUGGAAAGAGCGCGCUUGUGCUCGUUGGGCUCACUAAAGAGAAAGCGGACAGAUUGGAUGCUUUCGGCCCUGGACGGAGCAUGUUUGAAGGGGGCGAGCUGGCUGCCUUGCGCCAUACGUUUGCCACAAGGACGACGAAGAAUGGCGAUGGCGUGGAGAAAGUCGGCACGGAAGAGAUCCUUGAGCUCUUGAAAGAUGUCCCUGGAUACUCUGAGGUCUCGAAGAAAGAGCUGGACUACGUCCUUGAUGAGGCAGGCUUCAAGGAUGGUCGAGUCAACUUUGAUGAGUUCAUCGAGAUUUGCGGUAAUCUUAAGGAGGUAUCCUUUACGCCCUCUUCUGUUACGAACAGGAUGACCAUUCCGGUUGAAAAGAGUGGGGGAGGUGUAUAA
This is a messenger RNA of Cyclocybe aegerita, 2325 nucleotides long. The record is from the annotation of a GenBank genome assembly. Lineage: Eukaryota; Fungi; Basidiomycota; Agaricomycetes; Agaricales; Hemipholiotaceae.